AUGAGGGCCGCCCCGGGGCCCUGGGCGGCUGCCGCUACGGCCGUCUUCCUGCUGGGAGACUUCUUCUUCUUCUUCUUCGCUGCGGGGGACACGGCCACAGGGGAAGCAUUGCCAAUUCACAUCAUCAACUUCAACUUCGAAACCGUGCAGGUGACAUGGAACGCCAGCGGACCCACGGGGACGAAUUUCACUUUCCACUACAGGUUCCGCGGUGACAAUUGCAGCCAGUGUCCCAGCUACCUGCUUCAGCAGGGUCUCCCCGUGGGGUGCGUCCUCAAGGCCAAAGGAGACUUGAUGAUGGACUUCUCCAUCGGAAACGGGACCCACACUGUUCUCUCCAGGAGCGAGUGGAUCAGCUCCUUCUUGAAACCCAGCUCCCCACGAGACCUCCAGUUCCACUGGCGGGAGGAGGCCACCACCGUGACGUGUCCCGAUCUGCCAUAUCGGGGCCUGCGGUAUGAGGUUCAGCACAAGAGCGUCUUUGACCAAGAGUGGCAGUCCACGGAGGAAGACACCUGCAACGUGACGAUCAGAGCCUUGGAUGCCGACAGGUGCUACAGCUUCCGGGCCCGAGUGACCACCAAGGAGUCCAGCUACGGCCCGCACACCUACCCCAGCGACUGGUCGGAGGUGGCCCACCGGCAGAGGGGCGAGCCGCGAGCUUCGUGCCAGAAGACCCCGUUCUCCUCCAAGUUCGUUCUCGUCUACGGCACGGUGGCCGCCCUCAUCGUGGUCCUGCUGCCCCUGUCUGUGUGGAAGCUGCACAGAGUGAAGAAGCUGCUGGUCCCCCGAGUGCCCGACCCCAAGGUCACCUUCCCCGGCCUCUUCGAGUCCCACCAGGGAAACUUCCAGGAAUGGAUCAAGGACACCCAGAACAUCGCCGUCUUGAAUAAGACGGGGGAAGACAGGGAGCACGAGUCCCUCCUGGAGGGGCCGCUGGUGGUCCAGCGGCCCGCGGCCAAGGCCGAGGCGCCCGCGGCCUCGACGACAGGCCCGUCGCACCCGCAGGCGGCGCACAAAGAAGCCGCGGGGGACCCUGACGCGCUGCCCUGCCCGCCCGCCCCGGGCAAGGACCGGAUCUCUCUGGGGGGGUUCACGUUCGUGGUCAAUGACAACGCGUAUGUGACGUUGUGACGUCGGGACGCGGCUGCAGACGCCAAGCCGGUGGCAGGGGCGCGUGGACACAGGAACACCGAGGGGGUCUCUCCCCCGUGAAGGGGACAGACGCCCUGGACCACUGAUGCCAACGUGCGUGGGUCACCGAGACCCCAGCCGCCCAAGCAGCGCUGCGCCCGGGUCAGCU
Molecule: messenger RNA, 1303 nt
Organism: Phyllostomus discolor (pale spear-nosed bat)
Lineage: Eukaryota; Metazoa; Chordata; Mammalia; Chiroptera; Phyllostomidae
Gene: CRLF2
Product: cytokine receptor like factor 2
Exons: 8
Coding region: 1-1134 (377 amino acids)
Biological process (GO): cytokine-mediated signaling pathway
Cellular component (GO): external side of plasma membrane
Molecular function (GO): cytokine receptor activity; protein binding
Source: RefSeq, a predicted model, not a curated record